ACUUGUUGGACUCAAUGAUGCUUCCUGAGAAACUCAGCCAGCCUGAACAAAUGAGCGCAGCAGCAGCCAUGGCCCAAACGAGCCGUCCCCCGUCCCAGGAGGGCGACGUCGUCACUGGGAAAGAUGUCAACGAGCAAAACCAAACCGCUUCUCCAUCCGCCAGACCAGAGUCUGCGGUCAACCGUCUGAAGAGGAAGAUCAGGAGGUUCUUCACCAAGUAUCAUCGCAGACAUUCAGCCAAGGUUGUCCCUUUAAACUCAGCAGAAGGCCCAGAAAUUUGCGGCGCUACAGCGAACCCAGCACCGGUCCACCAGGCCAAACCUCCUCAAAGGUCUGGAGAUGUUCCUCCAGAACAUUUUGCUCCCGAUGGCAGAUCUUCUCCUUCGGAUGAAGAUGAAAGUGUCACGUAUGUAGAGGAGUUUAUAGCUGAGGAAGCUUCAGAGGUCACCCAGAACUUAGAGUCUGAGCCAAAGUUUGACCAAAUCACACCUGUGGAGGCCUUUGUUCCUGAAGACGAGGCUUCAGAGGUCCCAUCUGUACCAGAUUCUGGACCAGAGAGCCCAUCAACCGAAGUCACCCAGAAGUUAGAGUCUGAGCCAAAGUUUGACCAAAUCACACCUGUGGAGGCCUUUGUUCCUGAAGACGAGGCUUCAGAGGUCCCAUCCGUAGAAGACGUUCCUGCAGACAGUCAGGCGUCCGUUACCGUGGGGGAGGAAGAGGAGCUGACAGAUUUAAGGCAGCCUGAAGUUUGUCCUGCGGUCGCUGAGCCCACCGUGCCGCGGGCCACGGCUGAAGUUCAGCUGCCGUCGUCAAUCGAAAAGCGUCUCUUGAAAUCAUCGAACGUCAAGAAAAUCUUUGACAUGAUCCAAGAAACCCUGAAAGACAGCGCGCCGCGGCUUUACAUGGUGCUGUAGAUGAACUACAGCCGUUUUCCUUCUCAGAUACGCUUUCCUGCCGUGCUCAGAAACAGUCCGUGCCCUACCUUUGACCUUUUGCCUCAGGAAAUAGACACUUAUAGCUAAAAACGUUUAGCGUCCAGAGACGUUUCUGGAAGUUAUUGCUGAGAAGAAGCUGCUUGAUUCUGCAGAGCAUCAGUGUGCUUGGAGAGGAGAAUCCCUAAAACAGAGGAAACAGAGGGCAGCCGCCUUUAAAAAAAAAAGCUUGUUAGAAGUGGAAGCGGGAUUUAUUAGUAGUAGUAUUACUAUUAUUUAUUUAU
Fundulus heteroclitus (mummichog) is the source of this 1216-nucleotide messenger RNA. RefSeq names its product protein piccolo-like. Bases 15 to 914 code for a protein of 299 amino acids. The record is from RefSeq and is a predicted model, not a curated record. NCBI's taxonomy places the organism in Eukaryota, Metazoa, Chordata, Actinopteri, Cyprinodontiformes, Fundulidae. The transcript has 2 exons.